Messenger RNA from Dermochelys coriacea (leatherback sea turtle), 1268 nucleotides. RefSeq names its product homeobox protein NANOG-like. Bases 179 to 805 code for a protein of 208 amino acids. Gene Ontology annotation, biological process: regulation of transcription by RNA polymerase II. The record is from RefSeq and is a predicted model, not a curated record. Gene Ontology annotation, molecular function: DNA-binding transcription factor activity, RNA polymerase II-specific; RNA polymerase II cis-regulatory region sequence-specific DNA binding. NCBI's taxonomy places the organism in Eukaryota, Metazoa, Chordata, Testudines, Dermochelyidae. The transcript is spliced from 4 exons.
CAUCUAAUUUGCUCACUACUCUUGCCUUUCAGCAUCCUGGCUUCCUAGGUUUCUCCCUCCCAUUGAGUAUUUUGUAGAUCUCUCCCCUGCUUCCUCCAGCUCUGGGAAUUUCAGCCACUUCACACCAGAUUCGGCCACCAGCCCACAGACAGAAUCCUCAUCCCCCCAGCGUGCAUCCAUGCCCCAGAAGAACGGGAAGGAAAGAGAGGGAGGGAUGAAGAAGGCCAAGAUCCGUACAGCCUUCUCCAAGGAGCAGCUGCAAACCCUGCAUCAGCGAUUCCAGAGCCAGAAAUACCUCAGCCCCCAGCAGAUCCGGGAACUGGCUGCAGUCCUGGGGCUCACUUACAAGCAGGUUAAGACCUGGUUCCAGAACCGAAGGAUGAAGCUGAAGAGAUGCCAGAAGCACAACUUGUGGUCGGAGCGGGCUCAGUGCCUCACGCAGACCAGGUUCCAGCCCAGCGGGUACCUGGAAGUGCACCCCAAAUUCCACCAGAGCUAUCCGAUCAGCGCAGCUGGAAACAUCCAAGCUGUGGGCAACCCCCGUCAGAACUACUCAGCAGGGCAGAACCCAUACGCAUUCAUAGCCAAUGAGGAGGGGGGGGUCUUCGGCAAAGGUGGGGCCACCUGUAGCGUCCAACAGACAGUGGGAUUCAUUGCCCAGCACAAAGUAGACUUUUAUCAUGGCUUCCCUGGGACCAUGGAAUAUACUGGCGCAAAGACAGGAGAUGGCUAUAGUUUCCACCAUGCCUCAGCCACUGUGGCACCUUUUCCGGGCACUGCUGGCCACCAUCUGUACCACCCCUAAGCAGGGUUAAUGCAGAGAGCCCAAAGCAAUUGUUACUGAAUCUCUUCCUUUCUCUGCAUCUCUCACGCUCUCUCUCCUACUUGGGGUAAUUACACAACUCUGUCCCUACCUUACAUUCAGACACAUGGGCUCACUCACACCCACACAAACUCUCAUGCAGUUACUAACAAAACAAACACACACAUCCAUGCACACACAUGUAGGUGUACCCACACAUUUACCCUACAGUGAAACUGGUAUCUUUCUAAAAAAAUAUGAUCUGGUUCCAUCACAACAUAUGGGCUUGCUACAAGAAUCACUAGGUGAAAUUCUCUGGCCUGUGGUAUGCAGAAGGUCAGAUUAGUUGAUCAUAUUAGUCCCUUCUGGCCUUUAAAUCUAUGACCCUAUUUAGGCUGUUUACACUAAACCUUGCUGGGUCUACUGUUGAUUAAGUCUAGAGAUCCAAGGUGCUUUUAAUAUUGCA